Molecule: messenger RNA, 1278 nt
Organism: Budorcas taxicolor (takin)
Lineage: Eukaryota; Metazoa; Chordata; Mammalia; Artiodactyla; Bovidae
Gene: FOXB2
Product: forkhead box B2
Exons: 1
Coding region: 1-1278 (425 amino acids)
Biological process (GO): regulation of transcription by RNA polymerase II; cell differentiation; anatomical structure morphogenesis
Molecular function (GO): RNA polymerase II cis-regulatory region sequence-specific DNA binding; DNA-binding transcription factor activity, RNA polymerase II-specific
Source: RefSeq, a predicted model, not a curated record
AUGCCGCGGCCGGGGAAAAGUUCGUACAGCGACCAAAAGCCUCCCUACUCUUACAUCUCGCUGACCGCGAUGGCCAUCCAACACUCAGCGGAAAAGAUGCUCCCGCUGAGCGACAUCUAUAAGUUCAUCAUGGAACGCUUCCCCUACUACCGCGAGCACACGCAGCGCUGGCAGAACAGCCUGCGCCACAACCUCUCCUUCAACGACUGCUUCAUCAAGAUCCCGCGGCGGCCCGACCAGCCCGGCAAGGGCAGCUUCUGGGCAUUGCAUCCCGACUGCGGCGACAUGUUCGAGAACGGCAGCUUUCUGCGGCGCCGCAAGCGCUUCAAGGUGCUGCGCGCGGACCACCCUCACCUGCAGGCUGGAAGCACCAAGGGCGCGCCGGGCACUGGGCCCGGAGGGCACGUGCACCCCCACCACGCGCACCACCCGCACCAUCACCACCACGCCGCGGCGCACCAUCACCAUCACCACCACCACCCGCCGCCGCCGCCGCCUCCCCCGCCGCACAUGGUGCACUAUUUCCACCAGCAGCCGCCUCCCGCUCCACAGCCGCCGCCGCCCCUCGCUUCGCAGCCCCCGCAGCAGCCUCCGCCGCAGCCUCCGCAGCAGUCUCACCCCGGCAAGAUGCAGGAGGCAGCGGCCGUGGCAGCGGCGGCAGCCGCGGCGGCGGCGGCGGCAGUGGGCAGCGUGGGGCGCCUGUCCCAGUUCCCGCCCUACGGGCUGGGCUCGGCCGCUGCAGCCGCCGCUGCUGCCGCCGCGUCCACGUCGGGCUUCAAGCACCCGUUUGCCAUCGAAAACAUCAUAGGCCGGGACUACAAGGGCGUGCUGCAGGCGGGCGGGCUGCCCUUGGCGUCGGUCAUGCACCACCUGGGUUACCCCGUGCCAGGCCAGCUCGGCAACGUGGUCAGCUCCGUGUGGCCGCACGUCGGCGUCAUGGAUUCGGUGGCCGCGGCUGCCGCCGCCGCUGCUGCCGCGGGGGUCCCCGUGGGCCCGGAGUACGGCGCCUUCGGGGUGCCGGUCAAGGCCUUGUGCCACACGGCAAGCCAGAGCCUCCCCGCGGUGCCCGUGCCCAUCAAGCCGACUCCCGCGCUGCCUCCAGUGGCCGCGCUGCCGCCGACGCUCGCUGUCCCUGGGGCCUCACAGCAGCCGCCGGGGCCGUCCACCGUGUGCCCGGCGGCCGCCGCCUCGCCCGCCGCCCCCUUGAUGGAGUCCACCGCCCCGGGCGCGGCUGAGACCAAAGGCGGCUCUUUGCACUCGGUGCUGGUGCACUCUUAG